Molecule: messenger RNA, 2040 nt
Organism: Myxocyprinus asiaticus (Chinese sucker)
Lineage: Eukaryota; Metazoa; Chordata; Actinopteri; Cypriniformes; Catostomidae
Gene: tslig3b
Product: family with sequence similarity 98 member B
Exons: 8
Coding region: 107-1237 (376 amino acids)
Cellular component (GO): tRNA-splicing ligase complex
Source: RefSeq, a predicted model, not a curated record
UCUCAUUUGACUGACGCGCACCACUGCAGACUCGUGUUCACACAUUUAAACGACGCGCGUGUGCUCAUUUAUGUACUUAAUUUAAUCAUAUGUUCAUUCAUUUAAGAUGGAAAGUGAUACAUUCGAUAUUCUGGAUCAGGUUGGGUAUGAUGGGCCGCUGACAGAUGAGCAGUCUCUGUUGGCGGUGUGUGGGCGGGGCUUCAGCUCAUCUGAAUAUGUUAAUCUGAUGAAGUGGAUCUCAUCCAGACUCACACGCAUCACUGGUACACACACAGAAGAACCCCUCAUCACAGAUGAUUCAGACAGGAGUGUUGUGGAGCUCAGCAGGCUGCUUAAAGACUUAUACUGUCCGUAUAAAGGACUCGUUGCAGCGUUAGUCAACGGAGAGGUGAAAGACACCAAGGACUUCCUGAAAAUCAUCUUGUUUUUGGCGUCAGAGCUCCAGGCUGCUCAGAUCGUGUGCAGUAAAGCGGUGACCGAUGGAGACGUUCAGGAGGAGGACACAUCUCUUCAGGAUCUCCGAGUGAUUUGUGAAACUCUGAAACUUCCAGAUCCAGACAAACACGAGACCAGAGGCACAUUUACUGCCAUAGAGAGUCAACUGAGUAUUUUAAUAAAGCAGCUUCCAGAAACACACAUUGGAAAUCCAGCAUUGAAGAGCUGUCUUGAUGCUCAUAAAUGGAGUCAGUUGGAGAAGAUAAACAGUGUUUUAUCUGCGGAGUACGAGUGUCGACGGCGGAUGCUCAUCAAACGGCUGGAUGUGACCGUGCAGUCCUUCAGCUGGUCUGACAGAGCAAAGGUGAAACUUGACAGAAUGGCUGAGGCUUAUCAGUCAAAGAGAUAUUCAUUAUCAUUAAAGUCAUCAAUAAGUGUGUCUCACCUGCUCGCUGCACGAGAGGACAUCUGUAACCUAGUGAAAACCAGCAGCGGCUCCUGCAGAGAGAAAACUAGCUGUGCCGUUAACAAGAUCCUAAUGGGGGUGGUGCCUGAUCGCGGUGGCCGACCGUCUGAGAUUGAAGCCCCACCCCCUGAGAUGCCCCCCUGGCAGAAGAGAACUGAUGGAGGAGGACGAGGAGGAGGUGGAUAUAGCAGAGGUGGAGGUUAUGGAGGGAACUGGAGCACGGGCCGAUCCAGAGGUGGUUGGAGCUCUGGGGGAGGGGGAGGAGGUCCAGGAGGAGGAGGGUGGAGAUCAGGCAAAUGGAGUAAAGGAGGCAGUGGAGGGCAUUACUAUCACUGACUGUGUUUCUGUGAGAUGAUAAAACAGUGUUAUAUUCUGAUGUGUGAGUGAACAUUUUUAUUACUGUUAAAAUGCAUUGAGGUGCCUCUCAUGUUUUGGGGAGAUCAAUGAAUUUAAUUUUAAACAAGUCUGUAGAGGCUGGUUAGUUGGUUUCAGGUGGUCCAUUUUGUUAUUAAUUAUGACUCAGAAUUAUUUGAGGUUACCAAGAGACAAUGCAUUACUUCAAAAACAUGCUUAAAAUGAAUCACAAACAGUGUUGGUUAACGCUACUUUUAAAAGUAACUUGUUAGAAUAUUGUGUUAUUCCUUAACUUAAUUAAAAAGUUUUUUUUUUUUUUAUGGAAAGCGUUACUUUUGCAUUACGUUUUCUCACAGCCACUUUCUCUUCUUCUAUGCUAUGCAUUCCAUACAAAUAAUCCAUGCACUGCAUACAAGAGACAUAACAGGUCAUGCUAGCUACUGUACAACACUCAUGUCAAGACAACAUAGUAAACAAAAAGAUAUUUAGAAAGUAGGUCUUCACGUCAUAUUUAUAAUAAAGAAUCAAUAACAUGAAUAUGCAUGAUUUGUUUUUCCAUCAACAUGGCAGCCAGUAUGAAUAAUGAUUAUACAUAAAGUCUUACCUAAAGCAGCAAAGUCCAACACUUGAACCUGCAUCAUAUAUAUCAUCAUGUGCGGUACCUAUUUGCAAUGCCAGAGUCAACUUGAGAUAUUCUCCAGAGGUCAGGAUAAAAUUCAGUGGGGAAUGCCAGUCUAACAUGUUCAAGGAAUAAGUCUGAUGAAUAAAUAAAUAUUUUUCACUCA